CCUGUUACGUUUGUUGUUGUUAUUUUUAAAAUGAUCAACGUGUGAAUAGUGAUUACAUCAGAUUACAUAAAAAUUACUGAUAAUUAAUUUAAAUUACGUUUAAAUGGCAUUUCUACAGCAAUGUGGAAAUUUGAUUCGAGUGUUUGUGAAUUUAUCUGCAUCUUGUCAAAACAUACUUACACCAAGACUAGUAGUAAACAAUGUAUUUGGUGGUUAUGUUAGCUCAAUGUCAACAACAUAUUCACAAAAAUAUGCUUAUUCAACAACAACUAAUAAACAAUUGGACUUUGAUACAUCUAAUAAUUCAAAAUCAAUGUUAUUAAAAUUAUUAGAAGAAUCUUUACAAUCCAGUCAACGAGAUACAUCAAUUGAAAUAUUAGAAAAAUUAAAAACAAAUCAAAUUGAAAUUAGAACACAUUAUUAUUGGCCAUUACUUGUUCAAGCAUCAACAGAAGGAGAAACAAGUAUUAUAUCAACAAUUAAACAUAUGUUAAAUUUAGGAGUUGAAAUUGAUCAUACAACAUUGAUAGAAUUUAUUUUACCAUUUAUUAACACAUCAAAUCCUUCAAUGACAUUACAAAAAUUAACAAGUAUUGGAUUAACACUAUCACAAGUUAAAAAUUCACUUGUUUGUUAUUAUCUUGAGCAUGAAAAAAUAAAUGAAACAAUUAAUUUUUUAACAACAACAAAAGGAAGUUUAAAUUUUGAUAAAAUAAAUAAUUCAUUAGUUAAAUAUUUUCAACUUUCAAAUGAUGUUGAUGGUUGUUCAAGAAUUUUACAAUUUUCAACAAAAUAUAAAAAUUAUGCUGGUAUAUUUCUUGAUAAAAUUUUUUUAACAAAAACAAAUAAAUAUGAUAUAUUAGUACUUGAUAAAUUUAUAAAUUCAUUUGAACAACAUAAAAUAUAUAUUUCUAGUGAUACUUUAAAAUUAUUAAGAGAUAAUUUUUCAUCAAAUAAUUACAAAGAUCAUUUUAAUAUUUUAAUGAGAUUAAAUAAUAUUGAAAAUGUUAAUCUUGAACAAUUAAAUUCUGAAAGAUUAUCAGGUAUUCCACAUCCACAUAAUAUGACACUUGAAGAACUUGAAUGUCAUCUUGUUGAAUUAAAAUCAAAAGGUUUUAAUACACGUGGUGUGCUAAGAAAAUUAUUAAUAAUACAUUGUAAAAAUAAUAAUUUAAAUAGAGUUGAAGAGCUUAGAGAUGAAAUUAAAAAAUCAGAUAUGAUUAUGUCACCAGCAAUGAAAGCUCAUCUUCUAGAUAUUUAUACUAAAAAUGAAAAUGUCGAUGAAGUUUGUUUUUUUAUAAUGGAUUUACAAAAAAAUCAUCCAAGUUUUGUCAUUGACUCAUUCAAGCUUAUCAAUGCAGCAACAAUGCUGGUGAAGCAUAAUAAAAUACAAAAAACAUUAGAAAUUAUAAAUAGCUAUGGAAAUGCUUUGCAUCAAGCACCAUCUGAAUGCUGGAAAUUGUUAGAUACAAUAGCUAGAAGUGAACAUGCUGAAAUGACUCAUAAUUUUUUAAUAACAUUAGUCAAAAAAAAUUAUUGUGAGAUUAAUAAUACAAUCUUGGGGCCUUUAAUUCGACGUCAUUUGAUUAAAAAUGAUCUGGUAUCUGCUGUUGAUACAUUUGAUGUUCUUUCAAAAAUGUAUUCAUUGACUCCACUAAAACAAGAGUUAAUUUGUGCUCUAGUUGAAACAAAGAGUGAUGAUAAAAUAGCAAAACUUUUAAAAAUUGUUAGUGAUAUUGUUUUAAGUACUCAUGGACAACCAACACUUGAUAUGGAAUUGACAAUUGCUUAUGCAAAACAUGGAAUGAUUGAUGAACUUAAAAAUUUAUUAAAAAACUUUGUACAUUUAAAUGUUUUAAUUGAAAAUUCAACAAAACAUAUUCCUGAUGAUUUUAAGGAAAAUAUUUUAAUAAAUAUUUUAGAAGCAAGCAAAGGAUUAGAAAAAAUUGAUCGAGUAGGAAUUUAUGAACUAAUUUUAGAUAUUUAUUGCAAAAAUGAAAAUUAUCAAGCUGCUAUUGAGCUGUGGAAUAAAAUUAAAUUAGAAGAUGUUAUUCCUCCAUUAACAUUAAAAACAAAAUUUACAAAUUUAUUAUCAAGACACAAUGUUCCUGUACCUCAAUAGAAUAUUUAAAACAAAAAAAAAAUAAUAAA
Aphidius gifuensis is the source of this 2151-nucleotide messenger RNA. It is a transcript of the gene Lrpprc2, whose product is annotated as leucine-rich PPR motif-containing protein, mitochondrial. Lineage: Eukaryota; Metazoa; Arthropoda; Insecta; Hymenoptera; Braconidae. The transcript has 3 exons. The record is from RefSeq and is a predicted model, not a curated record. The coding region runs from base 104 to 2122 and encodes 672 amino acids.